AUGAAGACCGCUACACUUUGUCUUGUUGUGGCUGCAGUAUUUGUAUAUGUGAGCGCCAAGCCUCAGCAGCCUCCUGCUGCACCAGCAGGUCAGCAGGUGGCUGCCGCUGGACAGGCGGCUGGACAGGCGGUAGGACAGGCGGCUGGACAAGCGGCAGGACAAGCCACUCCUGGAGCGCAAGCCGGCCAAGCACCCGGUGGUGCUCCAUCUGGCGCGCCAGGCGCUGCCAACGGUGCCGCUCCUGCAGCUAACAACGCCGCCGCUAGUAACUCUGCUGGUGCUGGUGCCCCCAGUGGCGCCCCUAGUGGUGCUCCUAGUGGUGCUCCUAGUGGUGCUCCUAGUGGUGCCCCUAGCGGUGCUCCUAACGCUGCAUCUCAAGCUGCUGCUGGAGCCAACCCUGGCGCUAACCCUUCUGCUGCUGGAGGCUCACCAAAUCAAUCUUCAAACCAACAAAACUCAAACAUCAUCGACGAGGCCAUGAAGGAAGGAAAGACCAUGGUGGAUUUCUUCGCACAAAGGUUCAUUCCGGGUUUCCAGGGAUAA
Spodoptera littoralis (African cotton leafworm) is the source of this 543-nucleotide messenger RNA. The record is from the annotation of a GenBank genome assembly. Lineage: Eukaryota; Metazoa; Arthropoda; Insecta; Lepidoptera; Noctuidae.